CCGACACUCUUUUCUCGCCAGUCGCCAUAACCAUUUUCCAUCUUCUCUUCCUCUCCCCUCUCAAAUCUCAGAAAACAAGAUCACUCCCUUAAACCCACCAAGAACCACCCACCAUGUCUUUCUCCCUCACGAAAGCCAGUACCCUUUUCCUCUCCUCCCUCCUCACUCUCUUCUCUCUCUCCCCACUCCCCGGCGCUACCUCUCUACCUGUCGUCGGCGUCACCUUCUCCCCCAGAACCCCCCAUCAUCCGCCGCCGGAACACGUCGCCUUCGCCGUCGACUCCCUCGGAAUAGACUCCGUCCGACUGCCGGAACCCGACCCGUUAACUGUCCGCGCUUUCGCCUACUCCAACACCUCCCUCCUCCUCAGCGUCCCCAACUACCUCAUUCCUUCCAUCGCUGCCAACCGCUCCGCCGCCCUCCGCUGGCUCUACCGCCACGUGGUCCCUUUCUACCCCCGGGCCCACAUAUGCACCAUCUCCGUCGGCAACAACAUCCUUGACAACUCCUCCGACCUCGCCGACCUCCUCCUCCCCGCCAUCCGCAACAUCCACCUCGGCCUCCGCGAUAUCGGCAUCCGCACCAUCUCCGUCUCCAGCACAUUCUCCUUCAUCAAUAUCAUGACGACGUCGUUCCCUCCCUCCGCCGCCGAGUUCCAGGAGCCAGCCGCCGAGAUCCUCAUCAAACCCCUCCUGCAGUUCUUGGAGGACACCAAUUCCUCCUUCUUGAUCAAUCUUUACCCCUACAACGUCUACAGGCUCCACUCCGAGAUCCCCAUCGGUUACGCCCUGUUUCAGGAGAACCCCUUCAACUUCAGAGACGACCUGCUCACCGGAGUCCGGUACCGGAACUUGUUCGACAUGAUGGUGGACUCGGUGAUAAGCGCGAUGGCGGUGGCGGGGCACGAGAACAUUCCGGUGGUGGUGACGGAGACGGGGUGGCCGAGCUCCGGCGAGGAUGGUGAGGUGGACGCGAACUGGGUUUACGCGGAGCUGUACGUGAAGGGGCUGGUGAGGCACCUGAGGUCGGGGCUGGGGACGCCGCUGAGGAAGGAAGGGCUUGCGGCGACGUACAUAUACGAGCUGUUGGACAGAGAGGUGAAGCAGGGGUCAUCGGAAGCGGGAGCGGGGCGUCAAUGGGGGAUUCUGUUUCCCAACAUGACCAAGAAGUACAGCAUCCAGUUCUCUCGCUCCGACAGAAUCGGCGUGCUUUUGAAUAUGGGGUGGUGUUCUUUGUUGGCCGUCGCCGUCUUGAUUUGAUUCUUUGUGUUUGGCUGCUUAAUCUGGAGAAACCCCUGUAUAAAUUUCUCCCUAGUCUGGCGAUAACGUGCGUUUAUGGAUGUUUUUGGUGAUUGGGAUUUGGGGGAAAUGUGCUCUGCCUGCUUCGUUAUGAACAUGGAAAGCUUCUUCUUCAA
Malania oleifera is the source of this 1414-nucleotide messenger RNA. RefSeq names its product glucan endo-1,3-beta-glucosidase 2. Gene Ontology annotation, biological process: carbohydrate metabolic process. Gene Ontology annotation, molecular function: hydrolase activity, hydrolyzing O-glycosyl compounds. Lineage: Eukaryota; Viridiplantae; Streptophyta; Magnoliopsida; Santalales; Ximeniaceae. The transcript has a single exon. The record is from RefSeq and is a predicted model, not a curated record. Gene Ontology annotation, cellular component: plasma membrane. Bases 114 to 1259 code for a protein of 381 amino acids.